AUGUCAGGAAAAGAGCUAAGAGUUCAUCAUCUAGCCUCGCUGGCUCUACCCGGAAACAUUAGAAGGGCCGGAAAGGACCGAUGUUUGGGGAGCACACGUCACUCACUUUUUUUUAACCCCAAAAAUAAUUAGCGCCCACCACCAUUGCAACAUUUUCUUCCGGCUAAUAGUGUCACUCAGCCCCUUCCGUGCUCCCCGUCGAGGUUUAAGUGGGAUGCGGAAGGACUACGGCGUUAUCCGUCGGCGAUUGUUAUUCGUGCGGUGGGAGACAGGCGAGCAGGCGGCCGGACUCGCUUUAGCCAUUUGGGUCGGCGUUGCUGAAAAUGGCUCCGGCUAAACACUGGAAACCGUACGCAGCAAUGGAAGUCAGCGCUAGCUGCUAGUUUGUAGCUAAUAGCUAGCUCGGCUCGAAGAAGAAGGCGUGACAGGCCGCAUCUGUCUUCUGCGCUCUCCACGCCCAAGAUUGAUGCUUUGCCCGAAAAUGCGAAUCGGCCCAAACUGCGAUAAAAUAACUCCCUCGUUCAUCACUCGGGGGAUCGUGUUGUGCCAAAGAUCCUUAGGAUCAAUAGGAGGAAACGGUAAGAAGUGAAGAGCGUCAGGGUCUUCUUGGCUGAACACAGAUGAGGAGUCUUGCUUAGAUCAAGGAAAAUGUCAAUGCAGUAACUCGCAAAGGAAUCAAGAGGAAGUCUAUUGAACUGCUUGGCUAAAAGUUAUUCGAAGCAAUUUUGAAAUUAGACGGAACACCUUUUUUUAUGCUUUUGAGCUGCUCCGCUGCUUCGGGAAGUAAAUUUUAAGCAGUGGAUGAUCGCGAGUACCAACAGCUGUUUUUGUACAUAUAAGAAAACUUUUAACUGACAUUCAAGCGUUUCUGGAAAAAAAGAAAAAAACAUUUUCGCCGAAGUGUCUUUAGGCUUUUUUUUUUUUUGUAUUUGACUCCUCUUGUUUUGGGACUCUUGUUGCUCCUCCUAGCACUGGAGGUUUGUCCUUGCACCCCCCAUGUACAUGUGAGUGGGAAAUGUUCCAGUUUGGAAAAUACAAUUUGGACAUUAUAGAGAUGUUAAGUGGGCACCAGGCCCACCAGUUCAAAGGCCUUGGGUUAGACCGACAACUGCAGCAUCAGCAGCAAGUGCAACUCCACCAGCACCAACUCCAGCAGCAGCAGCAGCAAGCCGAGUCGUCUGGAGCUCUUCUGUCUGGACUUGGCUUGGGCCCCCUGCAGGGGUCAAGAGGCUACCAUGAAGACCACCGUUCUCAAGGUAAUCCAUCUCCGUGCUACUCUGGUGCCUCCCCCUGUGGAAGCGGGAUGGCCGGCCCAGCUCUGAGAAAGGCGCCCCUGGCCCCAACCCUGCACCCGCACUCUCAGAGUCACAACCAGCACCAUCAUCCGCAGCAACAGCCCCACCUGCCCCUCUCCUCGCUACUGGAUGACUCGGAGGAUGAUGUCACUAGCUCCGUCAAUAAUGCCAUCUCUGCCAUCACCGCGGCAACCGGAAAUAGAGAUGACAGGGGAGACAUCAUAGGAGGUCUCCUCGGCGGUCUUGGUCUAGGCCCCCUGGGUUCACCGUCAACAUCGAGCAUGGAUAAGAAUUUCCGAGGCGGCGGGAACCAAGAGGCGUUGAGCAACAAUUCGCAGAAUCCCGCCGCAAAGCCCAAGCGUCCCCGCAAACCCAGAGCCAAGAAAGAUCCGGCAGCUGACGGGCAGCCCCCGAAGCGUAGGCAGUACACUCCCAGAAUGGGAACCAGCGGGCUCCCACGCACUCACCUCUGCAGUGUCUGCGGCAAGGGUUUCGCACGCCGCGAGACUCUACGCCGGCACGACCGCAUACAUACCGGCGAGAAGCCUCAUCACUGCACUGUUUGUGGAAAGUAUUUCAGGGAGGCUUUCCACCUGAGCAAGCACCAAACGGUUCACUCUGGGGCUAAGAAUUACAAAUGCGGCAUUUGUGGGAAGGAGUUUGGCUACUCCCAGAGUCUCAGGAGGCACAGCAAGCUCCACCAGAAAGGGGAGAUGGAAGAAGUGCCAACGACACCAGCGCCAGAGAAUAUGAACAGCUUUAAUCCCAACCCCCAGUGCAGCGUGACCCAAGACGGCAACCAGAACCAAGUACCGAGCACCUCCUCCUAUUACUCCUACCCUCAAGAUGUCAAGCCUCAAGAUACCCAGCCGCAUCCGCAGCCCCCGCCUCGUCUUUACACCUGCGCUAUCUGCUGGAAGUCGUUCCGCCACCACUUCCAUCUGACCGCCCAUCACCAGACGGUUCACGAAGGUGGGGGUGAAAAGCAUUUCUGUUGCGAGGUGUGCGGAAAAGCCUUUGCUUACUCCAACAGCCUUACCCGACACAGGCAGUCCCAGCACGGGAUCACCCGCGGCGAACCGUCCAACCCCCAAGAAGGCAGCAGCGGCUCUGCAGACAACAGGGGAGGGAGCGACGUGAACCAGUCGACGUCGGAGAGCGAGGCCGCCACCAACACCCUGCUGCAGAUGGCCCCGGCCGCCGACAACCACGGGGCUCCAAGUCUUAACGUUGUCGCUCACGGCCACCAACAGGCGCCGCCGCAACCGCCGGCCGGUUAUUCUCCCCUUUUUUACGACGCCACGGCGGCCCAGUCUUCAGCCUCCGGCGCCCCGUCUUACUCGCAGCCUCUGCCCCCCAAUUCUACCAUCAUGCCGCCCCACCACCCGCACUCCCCGGCCGGGGUGAAAGGAGAGCACAUUUAUCCGGCUGGAUCCCGCAGCCGUACUCUACACACCACGGCCCCGUUCCAGCCCCUCACGGAACUGCCCUCCACCGAACAUCACCAUCUACAUCAUCAUCAUCAUCACCCCCACCACCACCAUCAUCCUCAUCAUCAGUCAGGUGCCCAGCCCCAACACCACCUCGACUGCAGCAACCAGUUGCCGCACGAUGAGAUCAGACGACACAAGAAGAAAAAAAAAAAGUCCGAUAAGAGAGAUUGGCAGGAAAAUAAAUAUGAAUCCCAAGACUUAGUCAGAUUUGACGGGAGCCACAAGAAGAGAAAGAUAAGUUGUACAGUACGAGGGCAGUCAAAGAAAAAACAAGGCUCUCUUCGCUUGACAAUUAGGCGGGGUGAAGGAUCCGGUGGCGGUGGGUAUAAACUUGUCAACACCGGGGGCGUGAAAGUUCAGAUCCUGUCAUCCUUAAAAGUUCCCGUGAAGCGUUUUGGCUGUCCUAUAUGUCCCAGUUCUGUGUUUUCCCGCAAAGCGGGGCUGCUAGUCCACAUGGCAAUUAGACACCCACAAAAAGCCAAACCCACACGAGAGCGACUUCAGUGCUGCGUAUGUGGGAAGCAGUCUCAGAGGCCCCUGGCAGCUUUUGUCCAUCGGGCUUUUCAUCGCGCCAGAGGGACCUUCUCCUGCCAGUACUGCGCCGCUCGCUUCUGGAACGCUAUCCUGCUCCAAAGGCACAAGGGUUCCUGCAGCCGCACGGCUAAAAGAGCGCGGCAGGCUGAUUCUAAAAAGCCGACGCUACUAAAGAGACCAGCAGAAAGACCCACCCGAGAUGGUCAGGGCGACGUGCCCUACCAUCUACUGGGAUCAUACCGAUACUGAGCAUCCCCGUACCGGAUGUGACGACACGAUGACAAUAAAGGGACUGGUCGAUUUUAGACUGCUGAGUUUAGGACUGAGUGUGGUAACAACUACUGUAAAACAUCACCUGAAAUGCUUCCAGAUUCUUUUGGAAUGUCUUUCAAAAAAAAAUGUGACUGUUUCCAUAGGAUCACUAACCCCCUUAAGUGCAUUGACACUAUGCUUGGCAGACACUGUGCAGUCACUAGGCAAGUUUAGCUAACGUUCCCUGCACAUGUAUCGCUCCUCAUAUUCUAACUAGCAUCCUCGCUACACACCUUUUUGCUGUAUGAUAAACCGUGACUCUGCUGUGUACUUUGUAUGGUCCAUGUAGCACCUCUGAGGAUUUUGUUUUUAACAUGUAAAGUGAUUUUAUUAGGAGUAGGGACUUUGGGAUUACGACAACAUUUGUUGAUAGUUUGUCAGUGCAUGUUUGUUCUCCGGUCAAGUUUAUUCCUGAGGUGAUAUGUGAUGGCUUCUUCAAGUAUAUCCCACAAGUUUGUAGUUGUUAAUUUGAUUUGAGGGGUUACUCCUAUACGCCCGAGUGAUUGUAAUCACCUAUAGAUAAAAACAAGUGAAUGGUUAUUAGUCUAAAGGGCCUCACUCCUGCCAAAAUGAAGAAACUUACAAAAAGCCUUGCUUUUUAUGUUGGCUUCAUUGAGUUGAAAAGUUUCCUAGCUUUUAUACCAAGGGAUAGAACACAAGGUAAACAUGUGAACUAUAACGCCUUUGUCUCAUGUUAUUUGUAUGCUCUUUUUAGCAGUAAUUAUUUCUACAGUGCUUCACUUUAUGUUUAAGACAAGGACCUAUUCUCCAAGCAAAUGUACUAUUCCAUGUAUUUAUGUAUGUAACUGUCUUCAUACCAAUCUUAGACUGAACCUCAAACUUUUAGUGUGUGCUGAGUCGCAAUCAUAAUCUUACUGUAAUGUUGUUUUUUUGUUUUCUUCUAAAGAAGUUUCCUCACAUAUGAAAUGUCCAUGCCUGUUUCACACCUUUUUUUCUUCUAAAGAAAAAAAAUAUAGUUUUAGUAGAUUUCUAUCACUUUAUUUACUGAAAAGCCAGUAGUUGAUUAUAUUUGAAAUGAAUAAACCUUGAGUGUAA
Molecule: messenger RNA, 4690 nt
Organism: Syngnathus typhle (broad-nosed pipefish)
Lineage: Eukaryota; Metazoa; Chordata; Actinopteri; Syngnathiformes; Syngnathidae
Product: zinc finger protein 865
Exons: 4
Coding region: 1016-3571 (851 amino acids)
Biological process (GO): regulation of transcription by RNA polymerase II
Cellular component (GO): nucleus
Molecular function (GO): RNA polymerase II cis-regulatory region sequence-specific DNA binding; DNA-binding transcription factor activity, RNA polymerase II-specific
Source: RefSeq, a predicted model, not a curated record